Molecule: messenger RNA, 879 nt
Organism: Opisthocomus hoazin
Lineage: Eukaryota; Metazoa; Chordata; Aves; Opisthocomiformes; Opisthocomidae
Source: RefSeq, a predicted model, not a curated record
AAAACAGGAUAUGCCUGCUACAGCCUAAUCUGCAGCGACGAGGCCUCCCCAAACCGCCCUGCUAAGCGCACACACCGCUAUCGGGAGGAACGCCGCUCCCGGGGGGGCUGCCCGCAGAGCCCCCUGCGCUCGGGGCCCAGCGCCGCUCCCUCCCUCGCGGUGAGGGGUCACCGUCCCGGCCACGGCAGCGGAGCCGGCAGAGCCCGGGAUUUCGCCAGCGGGCUUUCCCAGGCCAGCAAGGGCAGGCGACACUCGCCCGCCUCAGGAAGGUGCUCCAAGGGGGACCUCGGAGCGACUGCAAAGGGCUUUGAGAGCUUCGGACAGAAAGUGGCAUCAGAGGACAGGAUGAUGACACCCCGGCAAUUCUCCGCGCUGACUGAAGUGCUCUUCCGCUUCCUGACGGAGCCCCGGGAGGUAGAAAGGUUUCUGACUCAGCUCUCGGAUUUUGCCACCAUGAAUAAAAUCAGCUUGGGCCCCCUGAAAAGCAUUGUCAAAAGUAUUCUUCUGGUGCCUAACGGUGCCCUGAAGAGGAAUUUGUCUUCCGAACAAGUCAGAGCAGAUUUUAUUGCUCUAGGCCUCAGCGAAGAGAAAGCCAGUUAUUUUGCAGAACAGUGGAAGGUGCAUUCCCCCACCCUCACACGCCUGGCUGUUGGGCAGACGCUGAUGAUUAACCAGCUGGUAGAUAUGGAGUGGAAGUUCGGAGUGACUGCUGGGAGCAGCGAACUGGAAAAAGUGGGAAGCAUCUUCCUGCAGCUGAAGCUGGUGAUUAAAAAAGGGGGCCAAAUGGAAAACGUAUAUAUAGAGUUGACUUUGCCCCAGUUCUACAGUUUUCUACACGAAAUGGAACGGGUCAAAACCAGCCUGGAAAGCUUCAGCUGA